Messenger RNA from Tetrahymena thermophila SB210, 3486 nucleotides. RefSeq lists its product as hypothetical. NCBI's taxonomy places the organism in Eukaryota, Ciliophora, Oligohymenophorea, Hymenostomatida, Tetrahymenidae. The transcript is spliced from 4 exons. The record is from RefSeq and is a predicted model, not a curated record.
AUGAUAUUAUCCAAAGAUUAAAUUGUAUUCUGCAGGAUAAAAGCUAAGUGCUAUUGGCCAGCCUAGAUCAAGUAAACAAAAAGAGGAGGUGGAUUUGAUGUUUAAUUUAUUAACAAAGAUGACUAAGAAAUAUAGAAUAAAAAUGAGAGUGAUAUCAUACUUUUUGAUGAAGGACUUGACAAAUUUAAAGGAUCCAAACAGCAGGGGUUUGAAGAUGCUUUAGAAAAAGCAAGAUAAAUUAUAGAGGAGCAAUCUAAUUAAAAAAAAGCUUAAAAAAAAUUGUAGAACUCAACCACAUAAAAUAUACAGGCUAAAUAGGGAUUAAGUUCCACAUCCAACAAUAACAAUAAAGGGAUAAGUUCUAAUCUAACUAAAAGAAGACAUAAUUAGAUAUCAUCCAAUAAUUCAAUAGAAUCUUUGCAAUCUCUAGAAGAAUCAUCUUAGGGCUAAGAAGCAUAACCUUCAAAAAAGCUCCAGGUAUCAAAUACAGAUAAAGGCAAGGUUUUAACUAAAAAAAGUACAUAACCUGCUCAAUCAAUUUAGAAUGAAAACGGUAAAGAAAAAAGCACAAAUUAAAAAAAUUUGUAUAUGAGCACAAAGGAGAGAAAUAAUAAGGCUACUGUCUCAUAGGUUUAGUCAAGUAAAGUUUCUUCAAAAAAAUCAGUAAAAAUUGAUGAAAAGCAAGAAAAAAAGCAAUAGCAAAUUGAGUAAAUUAAUAAAUAAGAGGGAAAAAGAACCCCAACAAGGUCUUAAUCAAAAAAUAUGAAUAAAAAUGACUCCAGUUAAGUAAAUUAAUCACUGUUACAAGAAACUUCUAAACCUUCCACUCCUCUAAAAGGAAAUAAAAAUUUAUAGGAAUCGUCUAAAGAAAAUUUAAAAAAUUAACAAAAAGUAACCCCAAAAAAAGUGAAUUUGGUUGCAUCAUAAAUUAAUGACAACAAAAAGAUUACGAGAAAGCAAGAGAAGUAAUCACUAAAAUCAGAUGAAAAUGAAAAGAGAAGCUUAAAGACUUCUAAAGGAAAUAAAAAUUCUAACAAUGGUAAUGAUGAAUAAGAAAAAGAUUCUAAAUAGAAAAAAAGGGAAAUUUCUGAGUCUUCCUAAGUAAAUUUGGAGGGAAAAAAAAAAAUUUAGAAAAAAUCAAAUUAGAAAAUUGCUCCAACUUCCAGUUCGACCUCUUCUUCUUUGAAGACUAGAGUUUAAUAGAAAAAAAAUGAUAAAAAAGACAGCGAAAAUACUAAGCACAACAAAUCAGGAUUAAAUAAUCUAGAAAAUACUGUUAAGUAAGAAGAAGCUUCUCCCAGCAAAAAAGGCACUAGCAAGAGCAAAGGAUAGAGGAAAAGUGCCUCAAAAAAGAAAGAAAAAAAUGGUAACAAUGAGCAUUUAGAUGAUGCUAAAUCUUCACUAAAUAUGUUUUUCCACAAUGAAAAAAAUAAAGGUUUCUAUGGAGAAGAAUUUACUAAUUAUGAUCACACUGAAAACUUUGUUAACAAUAAUAAUAAUACAAACAUAAGCCAACAUUUUUAAGAAAGUCCUGAAUUCGGAUAGAAAAAUUUUGGGGAAUCUAAUAACAAUAUUUUGAAUUUAAAUGAGGAGUUAUCAAAAGGAAUUUUUUAGAAUAUAUCAAAUAAUACAUUAUUAACUAAUUUAUUAGCUCCCAGUUCCAGUUAAUCAAUUUAUUCUAAUGCAUUUUAAGGAAUGAGCACUAAUAAUUUAUUCUUAGCUAAUGAAAAUAAUAGUGAUAACAAUACUUAAAUAUUCUCAUUAAACAACAGCCCAUUUGGUAACAAAGAUAAAAAGUAUUUUGAUGAUCAAGAUGAAUUAAAUCUAGCUAUUCAUCCUGAUGAAAAUAAAUCUAUUCUUUCUUUGAAUUAACAGUAAUAAAUUCUAUUGAAUGCUCUUAAAUCUGGAGGUGUUACCUAGUAAUAAUUUGACUUUUAUUCGUAAAAAUUGUAAAACAAUAAUUAAAACGCAAUUUAAUUAUUUGAUGGUAACAAUUAAGGAAAGCAACUAAAUACAAACCAGAAUAACAUUAAAUUUAAUAAUAUUUUUGCUUCAAAUUAAACAGCAGUUUCCGAAAAUUAGAAUGGUAUAGACGUUUUGGGUAACAUUACAAAUCAAAUAAAAAAUUUAUAAAAUUAGUAAACUAAUAAUAAAAAUUCUAUUUUCGGCUCUCAGCAAUCAGUAGGUAACUCAUUGAUAAAUUAAACUAAGAAUGAAUUAAAUGGUUUGCCUACUAGCCUAUAGAAUAAUAUGGGAAUGAGUAGCAGUAUUGCAAACUAAAGUAGCAUACUUUCCUUUGGAGUUCCUUCUUGUUAAGAUUAAAUGUUGCCUUAAGGGUCAAUAAACUCUCAAAUAUACACUUUAAAAUCAUAAGGAGAUUUCCUAUCUCAAAGUGAUGUUCUUUCAUUCUCUUAGGGGAAUCAGCUUUAAAAUAGCUCAAGUUUAUUUGCUAGUGGAAUAUAAACUUCAGUAUAAGCUCCUCCUUCUUUUGGAAAUUAGAAUAGCUAGUAAUAAAAUAACCAUUCUGUUAUUAUUCCAUCUCCUUUAUUUGUUACUAAAUAAAACUCAGGACAAAGUAAUCUACAAAUAUCGAACAAUAGUUCUUUUAAGCUAUCACCAUAAUCUAACAAGUAAUAGAAGUGUGAAGUUUAUAACUAAAUGAAGAACAAAAUACUUCCUAUGCUUGAAAUGAAAAUCAAAAAUAAGGUAUACUAUGAAAAUGAAAAAGAUAUGUGGCUUUGUGAAAUAGUUGAUUGUGUUCAUAAGUUAAAAGCUAUACCAAUCGAACAGAUUUAUUAGGGUGAGUAUUCUAUGAUUCUUGAACAGAUAUACGAUGCACUUCUUACUAUCUAAGAAACAACUAAAAGAAACUUUUAGUAUGUCCUAGGAAUGAUACAACGUACCAUGACAACUCUUGAUAAAAAGAUUAUCAAAUAUCUGCAUGACUAUUCUCGUGUUCGUGGUGAAAAAUAUAAUAUUACAAGAGAGGAAGAAAUUCAAAAGAAAUUCUCUCAAGGAGCUGAACAAGCUAUUAAAAUAGAAGACAACAACGAAUCUUUCGAAAUAAGCUCAUAAUCAUCUGCUCAGUAUUAAUCCAGAUAUAAUAAAUCAUAAAAUGGCUACCAAAAUUAAUAAAUAAAAAUAGAUCCUUCCUUAAAGCAAACUGCAAUGAGUCCUCCCUCAAAGUAAAACUAUGCUGAUAAAGAGAAUGAAUCAACAGCUAAAAAAGACCAUAAUAAAAAUAAAAAUGAGUUUUUUUAUAAUAAUAACCAUAACAAUUCUACUAAUACGACUAUUAAUAGCUUAACAAGUACAAGUAUGAACCAAAGUAUGAAUAAUGAUAUUUUCAAUUUAAGUAUAAGCGAGACAUUAAGAGAAAUAAAUAAUCAAAACGAAUUUUAAACAAGAAACAAUUAAAUAUUAGAAUCAGAAAUUCAAUCAGAGUAAUCUUUGCAAAAGGCAGUCAAAGAAGAAGUGAUAGCUUGA